Molecule: messenger RNA, 486 nt
Organism: Trifolium pratense (red clover)
Lineage: Eukaryota; Viridiplantae; Streptophyta; Magnoliopsida; Fabales; Fabaceae
Product: subtilisin-like protease SBT3.13
Exons: 3
Coding region: 1-486 (161 amino acids)
Biological process (GO): proteolysis
Molecular function (GO): serine-type endopeptidase activity; nucleic acid binding; RNA-DNA hybrid ribonuclease activity
Source: RefSeq, a predicted model, not a curated record
AUGACAAGAUAUUUGCGUGACCACCGGGGAGUUUUUGUCGCGGCUGGAACCAAUUGGUUUGAAGGAAAUUGCGCCAUUGUCGAAGGUGAAUCGAUUGCCUUACUAGAAGCAUUGAAAGAAAUAGCAGAAAGAGGUAUAUCAAACGUUAUUUUUGAAAUGGAUUCGAAGAGUGUAGUGGAUGCAAUUCACAAUAUAAAAAGUGGUAGCUCAGAUUUUAGUUCACUCAUUUGUCAUGUUAAGCAUGUAUUGUUAUCUAAUCCAAACUUUGUGGUAAAGUUUAUUAAUCGACAAGCGAAUAUGGUGGCUCACACGAAAAUGGUUGCAUACAUGGAUGCUGCAAGAACAUAUACAGGAUUAAAGCCAGCUCCAAUUAUUAUGGCUGGAUUCUCAUCUAGGGGUCCUAGUGUUGUGCAGCCAUUGAUACUUAAGCCUGACAUAACUGUUCCUAGAGUCAACAUAUAUGGCUGCUUAUUCACAGGCCGCUAG